This is a messenger RNA of Eptesicus fuscus (big brown bat), 4489 nucleotides long. It is a transcript of the gene LVRN, whose product is annotated as laeverin. Bases 62 to 2998 code for a protein of 978 amino acids. Gene Ontology annotation, biological process: peptide catabolic process; proteolysis. NCBI's taxonomy places the organism in Eukaryota, Metazoa, Chordata, Mammalia, Chiroptera, Vespertilionidae. Gene Ontology annotation, molecular function: peptide binding; metalloaminopeptidase activity; zinc ion binding. The transcript is spliced from 20 exons. Gene Ontology annotation, cellular component: cytoplasm. The record is from RefSeq and is a predicted model, not a curated record.
GUCGCCGCCUCGCCGCCGUCGUCUCCGGGCUCGCACCUCAUCCCCGCUAGAGGUCUUGGCGAUGGGACCCCGUUCCAGCUCCGGCUUCUUCGUGAGCCGCGCGGUGGCCCUGCUGCUGGCCGGGCUGGCAGCCGCGCUCCUGCUGGCGCUGGCCGUGCUCGCCGCCCUGUACGGCCACUGCGCGCGCGUCGCGCCGUCGGAGCUUCACCGCUGCGGGGUCCCGGACGCCAGGAAGCCCAACCCCACUCUUGAACCGGAGGUGAUGGUCACCCCGGACGUGUGGCGACCCUCGGGGCCCUGGGACCGGCUGCGCCUGCCGCCCUGGCUCGUGCCGCUGCACUACGAGCUGGAGCUGUGGCCCCGGCUGCGGCCAGACGAGCUCUCCCCUCCGGCGCUGCGCUUCACUGGCCGCGUCAACAUCACGGUGCGCUGCGCCGAGGCCACCGCGCGGCUGCUGCUCCACAGCCUCUUCCUGCACUGUGACGGCGCCGCGGUGAGGGGCCCUCUGUCCCCGGGAGCUGGGGACGCCGCCACCGUGGGCCGCGUGCCGGUGGACAAGGUGUGGUUCGCGGAGGACAUGCAGUACAUGGUGCUGGAGCUCCGCGAGGCCCUGCGGCCCGGGGGCCUCUAUGAGCUGCAGCUCAGCUUUUCGGGCUCCGGGUACCAGGACUUUAGGGAGGGACUCUUCAUCAACCUCUACACGGACCAGGGUGAGCGCAGGGCCCUGUUAGCAUCUCAGAUGGAACCAACAUUUGCCAGGAAUGUUUUCCCUUGUUUUGAUGAACCAGCUCUGAAAGCAACUUUUAAUAUUACAAUUAUUCAUCACCCAAGUUAUGUGGCUCUCUCCAACAUGCCAAAGCUACGUCAGUCUGAAAAAGAUGUGAAUGGAAGCAAAUGGACAGUUACCACCUUUCACACCACACCCCGCAUGCCAACUUACUUAGCUGCCUUUGCUAUAUGUGACUAUGGCCAUGUCAGCAGAACUGAGAGGGGCAAGGAGAUACGCAUCUGGGCCCGGAAAGACGCCAUUGCAAAUGGAAAUGCAGACUUUGCUUUGAACAUCACAGGCCCCAUCUUCUCUUUUCUGGAAGAUUUAUUUAAUAUUAGUUACCCUCUUCCAAAAACAGAUAUUAUUGCCUUGCCUACUUUUGACAACCGUGCAAUGGAAAAUUGGGGACUAAUGAUAUUUGAUGAGUCAUUAUUAUUGCUGAAACCAGAUGAUCAACUAACAGAAAAAAAGACGGUGAUCUCCCACAUUGUCUCCCACGAGAUCGGGCAUCAGUGGUUUGGAAACUUGGUUACCAUGAGUUGGUGGAACAAUAUCUGGCUCAAUGAAGGUUUCGCAUCUCACUUUGAGUUUGGAGUAGUUAAUUAUUUCAAUCCUAAACUCCCAGGAAAUGAAGUAUUUUUUUCUAACCUUUUACAUGAUGUUCUCAGAGAAGAUCACGCCAUGGUGACUCGAGCUGUAUCCAUGAAGGUGGAAAAUUUCACAGAAACUAAUGAAAUAAGUGAGCUCUUUGACAUAUUUACUUACAAUAAGGGAGCGUCUAUGGUCCGGAUGCUUUCUAGUUUCCUGAAUGAGAAUUUAUUUAUCAGCGCCCUUAAGUCGUAUUUGGAGACAUUUUCUUACUCAAAUGCUAAGCAAGAUGAUCUUUGGAGGCAUUUUCAAAUGGCCAUAGAUGACCAGAGUAAAAUUGUUUUGCCAGCAACAGUAAAAAGUAUAAUGGACAGUUGGACCUACCAGAGUGGUUUUCCAGUUAUCACCUUAAAUGUAUCUACUGGCAUCAUGAAACAGGAACCAUUUUAUCUUGGAAAGGUUAAAAAUCAGACUCUUCUCACCCACAAUGACACAUGGAUUGUACCUAUUCUUUGGAUGAAAAAUGGAACUAUACAGUCUUUAGUCUGGCUAGAUAAAAGCAGCAAAUUAUUCCCUGAAAUGCAAGUUUCAAAUUCUGAUCAUGACUGGGUGAUUUUAAAUUUGAAUAUGACUGGAUAUUACAGAGUUAAUUAUGAUAAAUUAGGUUGGAAGAAAUUAAAUCAACAGCUUGAAAAAGAUCAUAAGGCUAUUCCUGUUAUCCACAGACUGCAGUUGAUUGAUGAUGCCUUUUCCUUGUCUCAAAACAAUUAUAUUGAGAUUGAAACAGCACUUGAUUUAACCAAGUACCUUGCUGAAGAAGAUGAAAUCAUAGUAUGGCAUACAGUCUUGGUGAACCUGCUACCCAGCAAUUUUGUUUCUGAUGUGGGCAACUAUGAUACAUACACAUUAUUAAAGAAGUAUCUAUUAAAGAGACUUACCUCAAUAUGGAAUCAUUAUUCAACUAUAAUUCGUGAAAAUGUGACAGCAUUGCAAGAUGACUAUUUAGCUUUAAUAUCGCUGGAAAAACUCUUUGGGAGUGUGUGUUUGUUGGGCCUUGAGGACUGUCUUCAGCUGUCAAGAGAACUCUUCAGAAACUGGAUGGACAAUCCGGAGAAGGAAAUACCAUAUCCAAUUAAAACUGUGAUUUUAUGUUAUGGCAUUGCCUCGGGAAGCGAUAAAGAAUGGGAUUUUUUGUUAAAUGUCUACGCUAAUAACACAAAUGAAGAAGAAAGGAGUCAACUCGCUUAUGCAAUGAGCUGCAGUAAAGACCCAUGGAUACUUACCAGAUACAUGGAAUAUGCCAUCACUACAAAUUCAUUCAAUUUUAAUGAAACAAAUAUAAUUGAAGUUGUGGCAGCAUUUGAUGUUGGCCGAUAUGUCGCAAAAGACUUUUUAGUCAACAAUUGGCAAGCUGUGAGUGAAAGGUAUGGAAUACACUCAUUGGUUACUCUGAUGUAUUUAAUAGGGAGAACCAUAAGUACAGAUGCACAGGUCAUGGAGCUGCAGCAGUUUUUCAGUCCCAUGUUGGAGGAGCACCAGAGGCUCAAAGCUCAUGCCAAAUUACAGACAAUAAAGAACGAAAAUCUGAGAAACAAAAACCGAAGUGCCAGGAUAGCUGCAUGGCUACGGAAAAACACAUAAUUUAGUGGCCACUUUUGGCAUUUCCCCUUGUAUAUUAUACUGUAGUUUGCUGACUGUUUUGUCUUCCAAUAUUUCGAGUCUAGAAAACCGUAUGUUUUGUUAUUUGUAUUUCAGUCACAUUUACUACUCAGCGUCCUGUUCCUCCCUUGUCAUCACGUUGGCUCUGAGCUCACUGAUUGCUGAGGAGUUUGCCAGCACUGCUGUGUUUUGGGGGAAGAUUUCACUUCAAGUUGGGCUAUAAAACCACAGAAUUUACUUUAAAUGUCUUGUAAAAACAAAUUUACCUUAGAAAGUCUUGCUUAUUCUGUUGUGAAGGCCAGUGGAAUAUUAAAUCAUUGGCUAAAUGAGCACAUUCUUUUCUGAAGGAAAUACAGAUUUGCAAUCUGUAGGGUUUAUUUAGUUCAAUAUUUAAAAGAAUAAUGAGCAAGUAACACAAUAGUGUAAAGAAGGAGAACCAGAGGAAUAAUACUCCCUAGAAAUCAGAAAAACUGAAGAAAAGCAAGUUUUAAAGAGAAGGAACAGACAACUUUAUGAGCCAUGUGAACUGCCCUAAAAGCAGGAAAUGUAUUUUGUGCCCCUUUCUCUCUCCCCAGAGUACCUAGGCUUUGUGCCACACUUUACUUACUGGCUACUGAAUGUAUGAUGUCACAAAAAGACCCAGGAUCGCAGGGUCCUAAAGUACCUUUAGGCUUGCCGUGUGGAGGCCAGAUUGGAGAGGAAGGCUCUGCCUUAAAGCUCUUGACUGUAUUUGACAGUGGGAAUGGACACUCUUUUAGCCAAAGUUUAUGAGCAAAAAUAAUUAUGUCAACAGACAAUAGCAAUUAUGGGCUAAUCUUCAGCACAAAGGGAGAUGGUCAAAUAAAGAGAAAUGAAACUACAGGGCUAACCAGAGUAUACUCUUCACAGCUUUGCACUCAGGGGAUAACGUUUGAAAUGUGAUUUCAUUUGGCCAAAUUGAACCUACUUGUAGUUUGGACAACUUUAAACAUUUUCAUCAGUCACAAUGUAUGGAAUUAGCUUAGUUUUAUUACCCCUGAUAAAACCAGGGCAGCUAAGGCAAAUCACCCUACUCUAGAGUUUGUGUGUAUCUGAUUUAAUACUGUGUUUUAAUUUUGAUUUUGUAGAAUGGGGAUUAAACUACAGAUCUCCUUCCCCUAUCUACCUCAGAGCGAUAUUGUAAAAACUAAGGGAUAUGUCAAUGAAAGGUCUUUAAAUAUGUUUUACAAACUCAAGACAGUGUGAUUUAAGGUUUUAUUCCCUAUUUCUUAUAUAAGUCAAUGCAGCCACAAAUUAAAAUGUUAUACAAAAAUUCACUUGCAUAUUCUCUUCACAAGAAGAUGCUCUCUGAGUGUGAGUGGAGGCUAUGAGACAGCCAUGAGGACAAACCAAUGCACAUUCUACUCAGAUUUGACCAUGGGUCACAGCUCGGAAAGUUUUUCCUUGAAAUUUAGAAAUUUGAAAUUAAAGCAAUAAAAUAUCCCCAUGUUUUCA